Ctenocephalides felis (cat flea) is the source of this 2055-nucleotide messenger RNA. Its product is annotated as twinkle protein, mitochondrial-like. Gene Ontology annotation, cellular component: mitochondrion. The transcript is spliced from 11 exons. Gene Ontology annotation, biological process: mitochondrial DNA replication. The record is from RefSeq and is a predicted model, not a curated record. Gene Ontology annotation, molecular function: 5'-3' DNA helicase activity; ATP binding; single-stranded DNA binding. Bases 157 to 2055 code for a protein of 632 amino acids. Lineage: Eukaryota; Metazoa; Arthropoda; Insecta; Siphonaptera; Pulicidae.
ACAAAAUACAGCCAAAACGUGUUAAAUAAUAACAAAGUAGAUAUAAAUAUGUUUGUACAACAUUAUUGUUUAUAAAACGUGUGUUAUUUUACGUUGCUAAUGUCUAAACUAAUAAUUUAUAACAUGUAAGUUUUUGAGGUUAUACCCAAGUCCAUUAUGUUCGUUGAAAAAAGCAUUUUCAACUUCAAAACCUUCAUAAAACUCCGAAAAGUAUACUCAAAAGUCUCCAAAAGACCCUUCAGCACCUUUCUAUCCGAAGACCUGCACACAGACUUCUCGAUAACAAAUGUAAAGAAGUCUUUGAAAUCGAACAAAGUCACAUUCGAAGAUGGCUUUGUCAACAUUGUCACCGAGUGCCCCUUUUGUGAAGUCGACACAAACGAAAACAAGAAUAGAGUUUAUAUAAACAAAACUACAGGUUUAUUUAUUUGUCCGAAAUGCAAGUAUACGAAUCAAUGGAAUAUUUUGGAGAGGUUUUUAGCGCAGCAGAAGUCUGCGAAGUUUAAAAUCGAUUUGCAGAAUGUUAGGAGUGAGAUUUGUAAUUGUAGGGCGAGAGGAGCGCAGGAGUGGGAUUAUUUAAUAAAGGAUACAAAGGUUGUUACGGAAAGUAUGGUUAAACAGGAUGAGGAUUUUUUGAGGAGGUUUAAUUUAGAGGAAAUUCCCGCAGAUAUAAUUGUACAAUCAGAGGCUCGUGUCGAUGAGAAACAUGAAAAUAUAUACUUUCCUUUACACAAUGCCGACAAUCAAUUAGACGGCUUCAAGGUUAUAAAUAGUUUAAACGGUCGAGAAUCAACUUUACCACCAGUGGGUUGCAGUGGACUUGCAACUAUGAAGAAAACUUCUACUUCAACAAAAACUAGUGCUUCCAAGUCGGCCGUUUUAGUAUUAUCGAUUAAGGAUUUUUUGGCGUUGCAUACACAGAAAAUUAAUAGUACUCCUGUUUGUCUUCCCUACGGUUUAAAAUCGUUACCCCAACAAUGUCUUCCGGCCCUUGAGAAUUAUUCAAAAUUAAUUUUGUGGUUUUUUGGAAACGAUGCCAAUAAUUGGGACACUUCGAGGAAUUUUGCAAAGAAAUUGAGCGAAAAACGUUGUUUAUUUAUAAGGCCUACAGAAAAUCAACAAAGACCCUACCAAGCGAUAAGUACAAAACAAGAUCUAAAACAGAUUUUAUCAAAUGCCCAAACGAUUUGGCAUAAGGCUAUCACAAGUUUUAGUGCUUUGCGAGAAGAUGUUCUGUUGGAAUUGCAAAAUAUAGAAAAGGUAGCUGGUGUCAAAUGGAAACGUUAUCCUGUCUUGAAUCGAAUAUUAAAAGGACACAGACGAGGUGAGCUGACAGUUUUAACAGGACCUACGGGCAGUGGAAAGACUACAUUUAUGAGCGAAUAUUCUUUGGACUUGGCAAUGCAAGGGGUUAGUACUCUAUGGGGUAGUUUUGAGAUCCAGAAUGCACGAUUGGCUCGAGCAAUGCUGCAGCAGUUUAGUGGAAUUAAAUUAGAUGAUAAUCUGCAGGAGUUUGAUUAUUGGGCUGAUAAGUUUGAGGAGUUGCCGAUUUAUUUUAUGAUGUUCCAUGGGCAGCAGAGUAUUAAAGUCGUUAUGGAUGCAGUAGAACACGCCCAAUACGUCCACGACAUCUCCCACGUCAUCAUAGACAACGUCCAAUUCAUGAUGGGGAUAUCCUUCGACGACCGCGGUGGCGCCGCCAACGACAAGUUCCACAGACAGGACUCGAUCAUAGCUCACUUCAGACAGUUUGCGACCAGGAAGAACUGUCAUGUCACUUUGGUCAUACAUCCGAGGAAGGAGAGGGACAGCGAGGAUCUGAAUGUGCAUUCUAUAUUUGGAAGUGCUAAGGCUACGCAGGAGGCUGAUAAUGUGUUGAUUGUGCAGGAUAAGAGGUUGAGUUCUGUUAGAGGGAAGAAGUAUUUGCAGAUUGCCAAAAACAGAUACAGUGGAGACUUGGGUAUAAUGCCAAUGGAGUUUGAUAAAACCAGUUUAAGUUAUGCAAGUAAAAAGAAAAGGUCUGAGGAAAAGUCUGAGAAACAAGAACAACAAUAA